Messenger RNA from Salvia splendens (bonfire salvia), 1145 nucleotides. Its product is annotated as 2-oxoglutarate-dependent dioxygenase DAO. The record is from RefSeq and is a predicted model, not a curated record. NCBI's taxonomy places the organism in Eukaryota, Viridiplantae, Streptophyta, Magnoliopsida, Lamiales, Lamiaceae. The transcript has 3 exons. The coding region runs from base 137 to 1039 and encodes 300 amino acids.
UAAAGGCGUGCAGCAUCCACAAACCUGUCUAUUUUCCCCCAGACAAAAUCCUAGAAAAAUGAAGAUAUGUCUCAACCUGUCGACAUAUAGAGCAUCAUAAAAAGCAAGAAGAAUGCAAGCAAUUUUGGUGUAAGAAAUGGCGAGUAAAAUUCCAGUGAUCGAUCUGCAAGACUUCCCCGGCGAGACAGGGAUGCUGGUGGCUGCGUGCGAGGAGUGGGGAUGCUUCCGGAUAGUCAACUACGAGGGAAUUCUGCCAGAUUCUCUGCUCUACGAAAUGAGGCAAGUGGUGGGAUCGCUGCUGGAUCUGCCAGCCGAGGUCAAGGCCAGAAACCGCGACGUCAUCCCGGGAAGCGGAUACAUGGCGCCGUCUCCGGUCAAUCCGCUCUACGAGGCGCUCGGCCUCUACGACACCUCUUCCCCCCAAGCUGUCGAUGCUUUCUGCUCCAACUUGGAUGCUACUCCUCAGCAAAGGGAUGUUAUCUCCAAGUAUGCAAGAGCAGUGAAUGAAUUGCUGGUGGAUAUUGGGGGUAAAAUUGUGCUAGGGUUAGGUGUGAGAGGCUUCUCCUUUGAUGAUUGGUGUUGCCAGUUCAGGAUCAACAAGUACAAGUUUGCCCCUCACACUGUCAACUCCCCUGGUGUGCAGCUGCACACUGAUUCUAGCUUCCUCACUCUCCUGCACGACGAUAAAGAUAUCGGUGGCCUCGAGGUUAUGAAGCCCUCCGGCGAAUUCCAGCCCGUUGAUCCAUCCCAUGGAACCCUUGUUGUCAAUCUUGGUGAUAUUGCAGCUGUGUGGAGCAAUGGGAGAUUCCUGAACGUGAAGCACCGUGUGAUGUGUAAGGAAGCGGGCACGAGGCUGUCGAUUGCUUCCUUCUUGUUGGGGCCGAAGGCGGAGAUGGUGGAGGCGCCACUGGAGUUGGUGGAUGCGGAACAUCCUCGCCUCUUUUCGCCCUUCACUUAUCAUGAUUAUAGGAGCCUCCGAGUGUCCAACAGUCUGCAGACUGGUGAAACUGUGGAUUGCUUCCGCAUUCAUAAAGGUUAAAGCAAACUUGUAACUGGAAUCAUAUCAAAUCAAUUACUAUGUAUUGUAAUGGGAUGUUCAACCAAUUCAUUGAGGAAUAAAUAAAGCUAUGUAUCUUUGGACAGAA